AUGAAUGCUGCGGAGCAAGACGACACGGAGGGUGGUGAACGAUUCCAAAACAGAGGCCAUCAAGAUGAUAACAACGAUGACGGAGCCGGUCGUCGUGACGAAGAGGCUCCUUCGAGACCACUAGGACCGCAUGAUCCCAGGAGGAUGAAACUAACCCACGAGGAACAAACUUGGGCCUUGAGAAUCAAGACAGCAGUGGAAGAAACUCCCGAUUUGGAUUAUCUUUCCGAUUUCUGGUAUGGUGCCUUGGCUCUCAUUGAAGAAGAUGAUAUUGAAGGGGCUCUCUGCAGAGCACAAGAGUUGCAAGACAUCAGAAAAGAAUAUAAGAUUGUCAAUACUUAUGCUGCUGCCAGAAGAACCUUUUAUGAAUCUAUCAAACUCAUUCCAGGCGAGUUCCUCACAUUUUCUUACAACAGAGAGGAAGGGUAUUAUGUCCUUGCCUUUGACAUGGCCAAGCAACCGACUGCAAAAACCUUCCAGUCUCAGAAUGACGGCAUGAACAUCAAGCUUCGACAAAUCUACUAUCUCUGCCAAGUUUGCGCUCCCGACUUUGAAGCUAUUCGGAAAGGUGUUGUUGUGCUGGUGGAAUGCCAAAAUGUCGACAUGACGGUUGGGACUGGUAACAUGGCAAUGAUGAGAAAAUCUUGGCAUAUUAUGUUGAAUUAUCCUUUCCGAGUGCAGAAACUCAAACACUUCCAUACCGGUGUCUUUGCAAAUCUACUUGUGUCUGGUGUGAAACGAUUCUUGCCGGAGGAUGUGCGAAACAGGUUCGAGGUCGGGUGUAUCAGUGAAGGAGGGACACUGGAUAAGAUGUUUCUUCAACCAAACUUGGAAGUGGCAAAUGAAAGAUUCUUGGGGCGUAUUGAAGCAACACUGGAGAGACGAUUCUUGAAUGAAGCAACUUUCCAACUAACGGGUGCCUCAUAA
Seminavis robusta is the source of this 927-nucleotide messenger RNA. NCBI's taxonomy places the organism in Eukaryota, Bacillariophyta, Bacillariophyceae, Naviculales, Naviculaceae. The record is from the annotation of a GenBank genome assembly.